GACAGCGCGGGCGGGGACGRCUGUGGCCGCGCCCUCCCGGCCCCUCCCGGCGAGCGAGCGGCGACCUGGCGGCUCGCACUGGGCCCAUGUCCUCCGCGCCGCCGCGCCCGCCCGCCCCGCGCGCCCCCAGGAUGAAGAAGGACGAGUCGUUCCUGGGCAAGCUGGGCGGCACGCUGGCGAGGAAGAAGAAGGCCAAGGAGGGCCCUCCUGACGGCCCUGGUGACCAGGAAGCACUGCCCCGGAUUCUGAAGUCAGUGCUGUGGAGCCAUCGCAGAGCCGCAGUGAGUGACCUGCAGGAGGAAGGCAAAAGUGCCAUCAACUCUCCGAUGCACCCAGCCUCGGUGGACAUUCACCCUGAAGACACGCAGCUAGAGGAGAAUGAGGAGCGCACGAUGAUCGACCCCACCUCCAGAGAGGACCCCAAGUUCAAGGAGCUGGUCAAGGUCCUGCUGGACUGGGUCAACGACGUGCUGGUGGAGGACAGGAUCAUCGUGAAGCAGCUGGAGGAGGACCUCUACGAUGGCCAGGUGCUGCAGAAGCUGCUGGAGAAGCUGGCGGACCGCAAGCUGAACGUGGCUGAGGUGACCCAGUCCGAGAUCGGGCAGAAGCAGAAGCUGCAAACGGUUCUGGACGCCGUGUUGGACCUGCURCGGCCGCACGGCUGGGCGCUGCGGUGGAGCGUGGACUCCAUCCACGGGAAGAACCUGGUGGCCAUCCUGCACCUCCUCAUCGCCCUGGCCACCCACUUCCGGGCCCCCAUCCGCCUCCCCGAGCACGUGUCCGUGCAGGUGGUGGUCGUCCGGAAGCGGGAAGGCCUGCUGCACUCCAGCCACGUGUCGGAGGAGCUGACCUCGACCACGGAGCAGAUGAUGGGCCGGUUUGAGCGAGACGCCUUCGACACGCUAUUCGAUCACGCACCGGACAAGCUCAACUUGGUGAAGAAGUCGCUCAUCACUUUUGUGAACAAACAGCUGAACAAGCUGAACCUGGAGGUGACAGAGCUAGAGACCCAGUUUGCAGAUGGYGUUUACCUGGUCCUGCUCAUGGGUCUUCUCGAGGACUACUUUGUCCCCCUCCACAACUUCUACCUGACCCCGGAGAGCUUCGACCAGAAGGUCCACAACGUGUCAUUCGCCUUUGAGCUGAUGCUGGACGGUGGACUGAGGAGGCCCAAGGCUCGCCCUGAAGAUGUGGUGAACCUUGACCUCAAGUCCACUCUGCGGGUGCUGUACAACCUGUUCACCAAGUACAAGAACGUGGAGUGAUGGGGACCCCAGACGGCGCGGGACGGUUCCGGGGCAAGAGAAGCGGGACCCGUGCCCCAGGCCCUGCUCAGGGAGACGCCCUGCUCCUCCCCGGCUGUGUGGCCCUCCCAUCCCUGCCUGCUUUGGUGGCCUUUCACCUGCUUUCCUUGCAGCCCUGCAGUGGUCAAGACCUGGGAAAAUGCAGCCUCUAGACACGGGGCUGGGCUCCGGGUCUCCCUCCCUCCCUCGGGGCAGGCUGAGGAGGUUGACUGUGUUGUCAAAAGAUGACACGGAGAAGCUCGGGCCCAGCCUCCGCUGGCCGCGCUGCCGCUCCCACCGGUGGCCUGGUCUCUCCGUCCACCCUGGCUGUUCGGGGCUCGGGCAUUUCCCCGGCGGGGCUGCCCUUGGACCAGGGGCCUUUUGACAAAAGGGUUUUGCAAUUAAAAAACUCAACCCUCACGUCCCCGGAACCCUGGGUGUGACCCAUGUCCUCCAUCCCUCUGGUUCCCGUGACUUCUUGGCCACUCUGUGUUCUUACUGACCUUGAGCGUGAGCUCCCAGGACCCGUGCCCUGCCACGGGCAGAGGGAGGAUUGGCUGAGGGCGUCCCUUGGCUUCCUGCAGCGGCCCAGGGCUGGUCAGGAGCUGGCUGGAGGCGGCUCAGUCCCGAGGUCCGUCUGGGGGUGGCCCGUCUGGGAUGGCCCAUCUGGGGAAUAGCCCGUGGGGGAAUAGCCCGUGGGGGAUGGCCCGUGGGGGAUGGCGGCCUGUCCCUUUGCUAGGCCCGCAGGGCGGGAGGCUCAGAGUACAGAGGACCCACGUCCCGCAGCUUGGAAGCCGGGGUCGAGGGGCCAGGUGCCCGCAGGACCCAGUUCCCUGGUGGCCCCGUCCUUGGCCGUCUCCCUGGUCUCCACAGGUCCCCCUCUGCCAGCGUCUCUGUUAAGCACACCUGUCACACGGGGCAGGGCCCACCCACGUGGCCUCAUUUCCUUGUUACCUCUUUAAGGCCCGUGUCCAGAUGUGGUCACACUGCGGCCCUGGGCUUUGGGGCUAAAUUUAGGGGACACGACACAGCCCAUGAGGGGGGCAUGCAGUGUCCAUCUCUGUCCUCCCGGUGCUCCCGUGGCAUCUCCCUCUCUGUGUCACCUAGUUAAGCUCUUCACCCUGGUCACCUUUGGAGAGGAAUGGCGUCCCCUCAGCUGUGUUCUCUGACCUGGCCCUGGCCACAGGGGGUCCUGCUCUGUGGCCUGCCCUGGCUGUUCCCCUGCUGUCUCCUCCUGGCCCCUGCCCGGCCAGCCCCUUCUCCAAGCUCUGUGUGCUCAUUAGCGACAGGAGGACAGGCCUCUCCGUCUCCUAGGCCCCCACCCCCUGCCGACCAGGGCUGGGGGUCAGGGUUAAUGUGGAUUGAAGGUCGCGCUGAAGGUUGAGAAUGUCCUGAGAGUCCUCCCUGGCUCCGCGUGGCUGGGCUGCCUGAAUGUCCUCCCUGGCUCCACGUGGCUGGGCUGGGAUGGGCUGAGAAGAGCAUUUUGAUGGACGUGGUCUCCCAGCAGGAGAAAGAAAUAAUUAAAACGGCAUUACGGCAUCUCCUGCGGGAUGCAGUGACAUUAAAGACCUCCUUGACAAAAUAUCCGGGGCCGGAACGUUCCGCGCUGCCUUCAUGACUCGCCUUCCAGGGCCGGUGGCCUGGACCUGCCCAGCCUUGCUCUCAGGCGGGCCUGGCCAGGGCGUUGCUCAUCCCCAGGGGUUUCGGGGGCCGAGGGGCGGAGAUGAGGAUCUGGAGAGCGCACCUGUGGCCUCUUAGCCAACUCCGGCAGCUUCAGCCUGAUCCUCGGCAUCCAGGGGGAGGACGUGGUCAGGGGGAGGGGCUUCCGCUUCUGAAGCAGCCCCUGGAGCCCUGCUGGACGCUCGCCUGGCCUCAGGUCAGGCCACUCCCCACUCUUCCCUUUCAAGAAGGACACUUGGAGGGGCCGCGGAUGUGCGGGAGCCGGGCAGGCGGCUGGCUCACAGCAGGACCGGUAAAGGCUGAGGUUUGGGAGGCGGGGCCUCUCCUGGGGCUGUGGGUGCAGCGACCUGCAGGGUCCCUUCAGGUCUUCUUGAUCCCUGCCCGGCCUGAGUGGGAGAGCGAGGGCCGGCUCUGAGGGCCCCUGUGCCGGGAAGUUCUGGAAGGUUCUUCCUCCUUCCAGGCCACAGCCUCAUGAUGAUUUUUCUCUGAAGAGGGGCCUGGCCCACGGCAGYGAGGUGAAGGCAAGGCCAUUUGUGUCCACCCGCGGGGGCAAAGGCGUGGACAGCCCCUGCACCAGGAGUCCCGGGUUCUCAGGCCCACGUGGAGGCUGGGCAGGGGCUGGUCCGGCCCUCCGGGCGGCCCCUGGCCUGGCCACCUGCAGCUGUGGCCCCUUCCCACGUGGCCUGGUGCAAGCCUGACCCGGCCCCCGUGUCCUUCGGCUGUGCUGGAGGGUGGUUUUAUUUUGGAAUAGCUGAAUCCUCUGAUCCUUUGUGUGCCGCUAUGUUAUUGUCUUUUUAAUUGUUCGAAGGACGUUUCCUUUGGAUUUCUGGAUAUUAAAUAAAAGCCACUAAAGCCCUGGCUGUGCUUUGAUCAGACCCACCUGGCUGACAGCAGGAAGCCAUGCAGCUUGCGACAUGAAGGCCCAGCGCCUCCGAGCGGGAGCGGCGGCUGGGGAAGUGCCCGACCGCCUCAGCGCGCUGUUAUUUAUUCCAAUAAAGGGCCGCUGGGCCGCCC
Molecule: messenger RNA, 3977 nt
Organism: Urocitellus parryii (Arctic ground squirrel)
Lineage: Eukaryota; Metazoa; Chordata; Mammalia; Rodentia; Sciuridae
Source: RefSeq, a predicted model, not a curated record